This is a messenger RNA of Lineus longissimus, 4855 nucleotides long. RefSeq names its product HBS1-like protein. Bases 101 to 4120 code for a protein of 1339 amino acids. Lineage: Eukaryota; Metazoa; Nemertea; Pilidiophora; Heteronemertea; Lineidae. The transcript is spliced from 17 exons. The record is from RefSeq and is a predicted model, not a curated record. Gene Ontology annotation, molecular function: GTPase activity; GTP binding. Gene Ontology annotation, biological process: translation.
UUUCAAAAUGGCGGAGAAAAUUUCUGGAUUUGUUCAUUCUUUCUUAAAAACAAACUUAGAAUUUUAUAUUCACUAAUCAAUUUGACGAGCCAUAUCCGCCAUGUCUCGACACAGGAAUGUCCGCUCUAUGAAUAUAGCGGAUGAAUAUGAUUAUGACGAUGUGUAUGGACAUUCUGUGGAGGAUGAUUAUUGUAUUUCCCCUGGAACUGCUGCCCAGUUCACCUUCAACAGGGACAGUGGUCAUAAUCUGGCCUCCUUCAUUGGUCAGCCAGAGAUUCCUGAGGAGGGUGAAGGAGACCUAGAGUCUGACAGUGAACAUGAAGUGCUUAAUGAUUCAGGAAAUUAUAGACGGCCUGUUCUAAAUGAAUUUGACCAAGCACGCCUCAAUUCUUGUCUUGAAGAAGUCCGCAAUGUGGUUGGCGAUUCUACCCCUGAACACAUUCUUGUUGACACAAUCAUAAAGACUGAUUUCAAUUAUGAAGUUGCCUUAGAUACCCUCUUUAAUAAGCAAGAGAAUAAACCCACUGAAGCUCCUAAACCACAGAGGGAACCGCGGCCUAACAGGAGAAAUAAAGAUGACGAUUGUGGUGAAGACUCUGACCCUGAUAUCUCAUUCCCAACACAAAAAGUAGACCAUGGUGUGAAACCUCCGCCAGGGCUGGGAAAAGCAGCUAAAAUCAAAAUUAGUAAUCCACCGCCUGGGUUCAAAAAAAUUGAAAAAAAUGCCCCACCUACUUUCAAAAAUCCUAAUUUAUUGACUGAAUUUUUUCCAAAAUCAAACCCUUGCCCUCUUUUACCUGAAAAUCGUGGUGAAAUUUCGGAUUCUAUUUGUGCUGAGGGAAAUGAAGGUGCUCUGUCAGUUUCUGGUGCUGUGCAAUCCUCCCUGGCAGAGCUAAAUACGAAUCGUGACAGUCGAGAGAACAGUGUAGAUCAAAAACAGAAUAACAGACAAAGCAAAGGAGGAACCAUUUUGAAAUUAGGCAUCUCUGGGACAGAUUUAAUAGAUGCUUCUUCUGAUUCAAAUCAAAUGACAUUAUCAAGGGACCAAAAGACUUUGGAAUUGGAUAUUGGUUCAUCUCCACCAGUAAAAAGUGGACUUUCGUUAAGUGAGUUAGCCCAGGGUGUGAAAAGCAGCUCGGGAAAGCUACCGGUAAGCUGUAAUCGUCCACUGUUAACUUCAGGAAUAUCCUUGGCAAACUUAGCACAACAGCAAAGUGUCAAUUCUGGCAUUCCUAACUUGAACAGUACUGGUAGUAGUGCACAAAAUGUGGCAGCUUUUUCUUCUUGUUCUACUGGAUUAGGAUUGACUUCCAGCAACACAAAAUUUAUAUCACUAGCAGCUCUGGCUGAGGAGCAUAGUGGUGGGACGCAGCAUUCCGGAAGUAGCCUGUCUUCAGGACCUCCCAGAGGAAUAAGUUUGGCAGCACUCGCACAAAAACAUGGGACCACAGACAAGCCAUUUGAGACAACGUUUAAGGGAUUGAGAUUAGAUGAGUCUGGCAGAGAUGACACAUCAGAUACCAGUACUUGUGACAGCUCAGAAAAGCGCAAGGCAGAGGCAAAGAGCAUUCCAUUUCUCAAGUCUAUGCAGUCGUUGAAGCUCACACCACCGUCCAGUGGCUUCUCUCUUGCUGAUCUGGCUUCUAACCACCAGACGUCUAGUCAUGGGGGAAUGAUGCUGCCUUCUCAGGGCAUGUCACUUGCAGAUCUUGCUUCCCAACACCAGACAUCCAACUCUCGGGGAAUGAUGCCUUCAUCACAGGCCAUGUCACUUGCAGAUCUGGCUUCCAAACACCAGAUGUCUAAUUCGGGAGGAAUGGUGCACUCAUCUCCGGGAAUGUCACUUGCAGAUCUUUCUUCCAGACACCUGACGCCUAACUUGGGUGCAAAACCAAAAGACUUGCCUGGCCUACAUCUCUCUGUAUCCCAACGAACAAACCCUACCAAGCAUGCGCGUCCAAGCCCAAUGGAUGUAGAUGCACCACCCACCGAUUCAAAUCUAACUGACUCCCUUAGUGGACAUCGACCCACCUCUCAGGAACAAAUCAAAAUUCCAAAAGAAAUACUCCGGAAACCUUCCCUUUUUGCAACAAUUUUGUGUUCAAAAUCUCAAACAAGGCAGCUAACACCAAUUGAGGCUAGGCUGUUUAAAAGAGAUCCGUCCCAUUCUGUGUUUUCUUACACGCGGCAAACGUCGCUCAAAAAGAAGGUGACAGAUUCACAAAAUGAUUUGAAACCUUUUGGCUUUUUGACGCCAUCACCAGACGACAUUGUCAAGAACAGACAAAAGGCUGCAUUUACCAGGGGCAAAGAUAGUGCUGGCUUCAACCCUGACUUCAAACUCGACCCACACCCAGUGAGUGCCAGAAAUCACGAUGCCACCUCAAGUCCAGUACGAGCGGGAAACACCAAUGCUGUCUCAGAUAAUAUCGCUAGAAUGACUUUCUCAAAUGGAAAGAAGAAAACUACUACUGGUUUUGAAGCAGUAGUUGACGGUGGAACAAUGCAAAAACGCUCAGGCGAAAGUGAAAAAUUCCAUGAUUUGUCAGACAUUGUUGAUGUUCCUAUGGAGGCGGCUUCAAGGAGUCCGUUGUCAGUGAAAAAGUCCAGCAGCAAUGGCGUGACGCAGAAAAGUUCUUCAGAUAGUGUUCUCCUGACACCGGCCAAAAGCUCUUCAAAACCAGUAUCCCCUCCCCAGUCGAGAGGUUCUGUUAAUACAGAACGUCGAGGGUCUGUUAAUUACACUCCUGAGCGGAGAGGAUCCAAACAAAUCGAGAGGGUUGACAUCCAAAAAGAAUUAGAUAAAAGAAAAGGUGGAAAGGAUUUGAUAAACUUAGUUGUGAUAGGCCAUGUAGAUGCAGGAAAGAGUACGCUGAUGGGACAUGUGCUAUAUCAGCUUGGCUUUGUUGGGAAGAGAGCUAUGCACAAGUAUGAACAGGAGUCGAAAAAGAUGGGAAAGGCAUCUUUUGCUUAUGCCUGGGUGCUAGAUGAGACGGAAGAGGAAAGGACACGCGGUGUGACAAUGGACGUUGCUCAAACUCGUUUCCAAACUGACACGAAAAUGGUGACACUCUUGGACGCUCCAGGUCACAAAGAUUUCAUCCCAAAUAUGAUUACUGGUGCUGCUCAGGCCGACGUUGCCAUUCUCGUAGUCAAUGCAACGAAGGGCGAGUUCGAGACUGGCUUCGAGAUGGGUGGACAGACGCGUGAACAUGCUCUCCUGGUGCGGUCAUUAGGUGUUUCCCAGAUUGCUGUUGCCAUCAAUAAAAUGGAUACCGUCGGCUGGGAUCAAGGGCGUUAUAAUGAAAUAGUUAAAAAACUAGGCCAGUUUUUAAAACAGGCGGGUUUCAAAGAAGCUGAUUUAUCUUUUGUGCCAUGUAGCGGACUGAAUGGUGAAAACCUCACAGAGUGUAAAGAUCCUGUUCUAAAAUCUUGGUACAGCGGUCCGACACUUAUUCAACAAAUAGACAAAUUCCGAGCCCCAGAUCGUCCAAUGGAUAGGCCUUUUAGGAUGUGUGUGGCAGAUAUUUUCAAGGGCAUGGGCAGUGGGUUUACUGUGACGGGGAAAAUCGAAGCUGGAAGUGUUCAGUGUGGAGAUCGUAUACUUGCCAUGCCAAUAGGAGAACCUGCUACAGUCAAAGGUAUUGCCUUGGAUGAAGAAGUAGUACCAUGUGCCGUGGCUGGAGAUUAUACCUCACUUACAAUUACUGGCAUCGACCAGGACAGAGUGAACGUUGGCUCUAUUUUAUGUGAUGUCGUUACACCUAUUCAGGCCACCACCAGGAUUCAAGCCAGAGUAGUGAUUUUCAACAUUGACGUGCCUCUCACUAAAGGCUUCCCAGUUGUGUUCCAUUAUCAGACAAUAACGGAACAGGCACACAUCAAGAAACUCAUCAGUCAACUUCACAAGAGUACUGGCGAAGUGAUUAAAAAGAGACCAAGAUGUCUGGUCAAAAAUUCUAAUGCUGUGAUAGAAAUCGAGUUGAGUCGGCCAAUUUGUGUUGAACUCUACAAGGACUAUAAGGAUCUGGGUCGCUUCAUGUUACGAUACGGUGGUUCGACGAUAGCAGCUGGACUUGUCACUGAGAUUCUGCCAGGCAAAUCCAAACAGACGGAAUGAGGACUUGAUGUGUUCAAGAGUGACUGUGCUACAGCCUACAGGGUCUGUCAACGUCUUGGUGGAAGAGGUGGUGGGCUCAAAACUUCUGAUAUUCUUGAGAGACUUCAAGUCAGAACUGGUUGUGCUUCCAAAGUGUUUAAAUAUGUAUUUAUUAUGAUUUUACUUUGAAGAUGACGCUUGAAGCUAGUGUCGUUUGGGUGGCUCUCCAUUAUUUGUGCAAGUUGUACAGGAUAUUAUUCACGUAAAUUAUGUACAUUUCACACAUCUUGCCAAAACUAGGUUUGCUUGGCUCUUCACUUGUCCAAUGUAAUGGAUGGCCCCUAAAACCUCACCCAAAGCUAUAACUUACAGCCAAGUGUUGGAGUACCUGUAAUUCAUUGGAUAGCACAAGCAGUAUUGCACAUGUACAUGUAUGGACUACAAGACCUGCAUUAUCUCAGCAUUGGACUUAGACCGUAGCUGUCCUUGUGUUGAACUGUGUAGUACUCAAAAGAUUAGGUUUCAUCGUUACACAAUCCUGUAUCUCCGUUGAUGGUAAACACAUUUGUACUAAGUACAAAUCAGAUACCCCUUGGAGGCUUUCCUGUGUUGACUGUUUCACUCUCCUUUAAACUAAAAACCCUCCACAUGAAUGACUAUGGUAUGAACACACUGAAGCUACACUCUGUUGUACGAGUGGCUCCAAAUGAAGAAUGCCUGUAUGUAUUGAAGAAAAUAAACAAAUUCAUGAAAUGA